AAAUGUGAUCCCCUCACUCCUUUCACAUUUGGUCUUAGUCCAAACCCCAUUUUAAAUGCCGAGUCCAUCGCCAUUUGCCACCUCUCUCUUUUACUUUGCAAUUAAUUUAAUAAAAUACUGCUUAUAUAAUCCCUUUAUCCCCUUCCUUUUUCUCCAUUUAUGGACACCGGAGCAUGACUCUCCUUUGAUACACCUACUGUUUUUGAUGAAACUCAUCGUUAUAACCUCUCUUUCUUCCCAAGGAAUCAUCCCUUUUUGGUAUAUUCCAAGUUAAAUCUUGUGGAAACCCUUUGCCCGGAAAUAAGCUGUUAUAAAUGGAGCCCGUUGAUCAUCAUAUCGUUUCUCUGGUUCAGUCGUCAGAUGGGAUAAAACGAGUAGUCAACGAGAUGGACUUCUUUGCCCAUGACCGAUCUUCCAAACAACACGAUAAGGCUGAUUAUGAUGUUCAUCAUCAUCAUGUGAAGACAGAAAGUGAACAUCAUGGAGCAGACCAAGAUGAUGAUGUAAAUACUGGUUUAAAUCUCUUGACAACUAAUACUGCAAGUGAGAAAUCAUCAGUUGCUGGUGAUGGAAUUACAUCAUCACAGAAUCUGAAAGAGAAACAAAGGGUAAAUCAGUUAGCAGAUAUCCGAGCUGAAUUAGAUCGAAUAAACGCAGAAAAUCAACGUUUGAAACUCACUCUUAAUCAGGUGAAUAGCAACUACUAUGCUUUACAGAUGCAUCUCGUUUCAUUGACGCAACGACACCGAAACCGAAUAGCUGAAAGUUCAGAAGCUAAUACUCAGAUGAAUAGACCAAUAGAAGAGAAAAAACAUGGUGAAGGUAUGGUGGCAAGGCAAUUCAUGGAUCUGGUUCAAACAGAAACAAAGGCUGAAAAAGAUGAGCUUUCAGAAUCUUCUUCAGAGGAUCGAUGUCAUGAGUUAUCAGGUUCGCCUGGGAACACCAUUGUUGAGUCUAUGGAGAGAAGACAAAAGAACAAUAAAAGCAGGAAUCAAAGAGAAGAUACCCCUGAAGGCCUUCCUCAUCCUGCAGGGUGGUUACCUAACAAAGGUCCCAAGUUCAAUACCUCAAAGGAUAAUGAACAAGCACAACAGACCAUGGCCAUGAUUAGAAAAGCUCGUGUCUCGGUUCGAGCUCGAUCCGAAGCAUCAAUGAUAUCUGACGGUUGUCAAUGGAGAAAAUAUGGGCAGAAGAUGGCAAAAGGAAACCCUUGCCCUCGAGCUUACUACCGUUGCACCAUGGCUACUGGUUGUCCAGUUCGCAAACAAGUGCAAAGGUGUGCGGAGGAUCGAACCAUCCUUGUUACAACAUAUGAAGGAAACCAUAACCAUCCACUACCACCAGCUGCCAUGGCAAUGGCAUCAACAACAUCAGCGGCAGCAUCGACGCUACUAUCUGGAUCAAUGCCUAGUGCAGAUCAUGGGAUUAUGAACUCGAAUAUCGUCCCAAAAGGGAUGCUUCCUGGUUCACCAAAUUUGAUCACCCUUUCAGCUUCAGCACCAUUUCCUACUGUCACGUUGGACCUCACUCAUCCCCCUAAUCAAAGGCCAUUACACCAACUUCAUCCCCUUUCUCCAAAUUGGCCUCACAAUAUUUCAAGGUUGCCGGCUCACCUGCUUGGCCACCCAAUUUACAACCAAUCCAAGCUUUUGGGCACUUACCUUAGCUCUCAAGGAAACAAUGAACUCCCCGUCCAUUUAUCUCAAAAUCAAAUGCAGGGGCACCCCAUGGUUGAUACGGCUGCAACAGCUGCCGCCAUUACAGCCGAUCCCAACUUCACCGCAGCACUGGUUGCGGCCAUUACUUCCAUUAUCGGCAAUUCUCAUCGAGACAAUAGUGGUAAUAACAAUAGCACAACUUCAAGAAACACCGGAGACAACAAUACUUAAAACUAUAUUAUAGAGAAAAAAAAAACAUUUUGUUUGAACAUUAAUGUAUUUAAUUGGCAGUUUGUAACUUUUUUUUUCCUUAUAAAGUGGGGUACAUUUUAGUUAUAA
Messenger RNA from Gossypium arboreum, 1997 nucleotides. Its product is annotated as WRKY transcription factor 42-like. The transcript has 6 exons. Gene Ontology annotation, molecular function: sequence-specific DNA binding; DNA-binding transcription factor activity. Gene Ontology annotation, biological process: regulation of DNA-templated transcription. Bases 315 to 1889 code for a protein of 524 amino acids. Lineage: Eukaryota; Viridiplantae; Streptophyta; Magnoliopsida; Malvales; Malvaceae. The record is from RefSeq and is a predicted model, not a curated record.